AUGCGUAUAGAUCUCUCGGAUGCUCGUGGCAAAAUCCACUGGCCUUCAGUCCGGGCGUACAUCCGUCGAUCAAAAGCCAUGCUCACGCAUGCCAUUGUCAAGAAUAUCUCGACACCGUCUACGCAAAGAGUCUUGGAGUUCUUUAGCAGGUGCCCUAACCUAGAGCAUCUUGAGAUAUGGGCUCAGUCCAAGCCUGAUGUCCUUUAUGACCUGUACAAGAGCUCCAAAGGAUUGAAAACUCUGAUCAUAUCUGGCCACACAGCCCUACCGCAGGAGACCAUUGGCAAAUUUCUUCAGACUCUGCCACUUUUGGAGCGACUCGAAGUUCAUGAGGCGAAGCCAUCUAACUUGGCUCGCGUACAGUGGCCGGAGAAACUUCCAAGUCUCAAAAGUAUCACUUUUGGUGCUAUGGUCGGCGCUUCUGUACCAGACGUGCAGGCUCCUGCUCUUCAUCUUCCGCAGCGUCUUUCGACAUGUCUUCCCAAUCUAGAAGAGCUUCGGCUCAGCUGGAACCCACAAAUCUUCACUCCUUAUCGUUUAAAUUUUGAUGUAAAUGAGCUUUCACGGCUGCGCCGGCUGGACCUGAGCGGCAUGUAUGUUGGAGCAGAAUUCGGUCUGCCGUCUAGCCUCGAAUACCUUCGCAUCCGUGGAGGCACAGGACUGGUCGGAGGCUCCCUCGUCCAAAGGGAAUUCCCAUUUGUCUACAAGGAACCUUUCGAGCUUCCGAAUCUUCAUACACUCAUCCUCACUGACGUGCCAUGGGCGACAGGCUACACAGUUCGGCACUUCUGCACCAUCGCCCAGGCGCCUUUGAAAGUCCUCCAUCUCGACAGCUGCUUCCGAAUCACCGGUGCUCAGAUUUCCGAACUAGUCCGCAUGGACAGUCUGAGCGACUUACAGGAACUCAACAUUUCGCACAUUGCAGGUACUGAUGACAAGUCAGCUGCCGUUAUAAUUGGCGCACUACCCAGCCUCAAGGUCGUGCAUCUCUCAUAUACAAGGAUCUCCGGCUGCACAAUAAAGGCUUUUGCCGAUGCACGAAGCUCCGACGACAGCGUAGCGAAAGUGGAUCGGAUAUACGCUAAAUUUUGCGACGAAGUGUCAUCAGAUGCGGUCGCGUAUGGACGAUCUCGGGGCGUUGAAAUAAUCGCAUAG
This is a messenger RNA of Aspergillus fumigatus Af293, 1155 nucleotides long. RefSeq names its product Leucine Rich Repeat domain protein. NCBI's taxonomy places the organism in Eukaryota, Fungi, Ascomycota, Eurotiomycetes, Eurotiales, Aspergillaceae. The record is from RefSeq and is a predicted model, not a curated record. Gene Ontology annotation, cellular component: SCF ubiquitin ligase complex. Gene Ontology annotation, biological process: SCF-dependent proteasomal ubiquitin-dependent protein catabolic process.